UCUUCAUCAGCACAUCGGGGUGAAAAGGCUGCCAAAGAUUGGUCUCUGAUUCAAGCGUCUUCAGCUCACUGUGCCCUAUCAAGAAAAGUCACCAUGGACAUUGAAGAAUACCGCAAGAGAGGCAAGGAGAUGGUGGACUACAUCGCCGACUACCUGACCAACAUCCGGCAGAGGCGCGUGUUUCCGACCGUCAAGCCGGGCUACAUGCGAGAGCUGGUGCCAGAUCACGCCCCCGAAAAGGGAGAGCCGUGGGAAGACAUCUUCAAGGACGUCGAGCGCGUGAUCAUGCCCGGGGUCACCCAUUGGCAGAGCCCGUACAUGCACGGCUACUUCCCGUCACUCAAUUCACCACCAGCGCUGCUAGGAGACAUGUUAUGCAACGGCAUCAACUGCCUCGGUUUCACCUGGGCGUCGAGCCCAGCGAGCACCGAACUCGAGACGAUCGUGCUGGACUGGCUGGCGAAGGCACUCGGUCUGCCCGAACACUUUCUGCACUCCAACCAACACAGUCGAGGCGGCGGCGUCAUCCAGACCACGACCAGCGAGGGCACGCUGGUGGCGCUGCUGGCGGCGCGAUCGGAGAUGAUUCGCCUCCUUCGCCACGAGUACCCGGACACCGACGACUGCGACAUCAACGGGCGCCUGGUGGCCUAUUGCUCGGACCAGGCACACUCGUCAGUGGAGAAAGCCGGACUCAUCGGCAUGGUGAAGAUGCACUACGUGGAUUCGGACGACGACCUCAGUAUGCGUGGUUGGCAGCUCAAGGAAGCCAUGGACAGGGAUCGGGCAAAGGGACUCAUUCCUUUUUUUGUGUGCGCUACGCUUGGGACUACUGGCGCAGUCGGCUUCGACAACCUUCUAGAAGUCGGAGAAAUAUGUGAGCGCUAUUCGGUGUGGCUUCACGUGGACGCGGCCUACGCCGGUUCUGCCUUCAUCUGCCCCGAAUACCGACACUGGUUGUGCGGAAUCGAGUACGCCGACUCGAUCGUCAUCAACGCCUCCAAGGGAAUCAUGGUUACCGUCGACUGCAGCUGCCUCUGGGUGAAAAACAGCAGCACAGUUCACCACGCUUUUAAUGUUGAUCCCCUCUAUCUUCAACACGAGAAUUCAGGUUACGCGGUGGACUUCAUGCACUGGCAAGUGGGUCUGAGCCGUCGAUUCCGCAGCCUCAAGUUGUGGUUUGUCCUGAGGAACUAUGGCGUGGCUGGUCUUCAGGACCACAUUCGCAGGGGCGUUCACAUGGCCGAGAUCUUUGAGAGCCUCGUGCAAGCGGACAAGCGCUUUGAGGUUCCCGCCAAGCGACACCUGGGCGUCGUUGUCUUCAGGCUCAAGGGCCCCAACGCGACCACGGAGAAACUACUGAAGCGCCUGAACGCGGGUGGUAAGCUGCACUGCGUGCCGGCCGCCUUCAAGGGCAAGUACGUGAUCCGCUACGUGGUGACGUCGACGCACACCAGCGAGAAGGAUAUCCUGCGCGACUGGGAGAUAAUCUCUCACACGGCCGGCGAGGUGGCGCCACACCGCAUCACCCUCGCCGAGCUCAAGAAGCAGGAUCCCGAAUUCGGCUCCAGCCUGCUGCUGUCCAACAGCCCGAUGACGCCCAAGGUGGUGAACGGCAGCUACGUGGCGCUGUUCGAGGGCGAGGAGGCGCUGAGGCAGCUGGUGAGCCGCUACUCGAACAGCUUCUCGCUCACGAGCAAGGAGAGCCCCGAGCUGCGCCGCCGCGUGCGACGUUUCAUGCUCUCCCAGAAGCAGCUCAGCCUCGACUCGCGCAUGGACCUCGUCAACUCGCUCAUCGCCUCCUCCAGGGGCCUCCAAUCAUUAAUAGCCGCCGCCAUCUGUGAUGAAUGUGUGGAUGCGGCCGGUGGAAGCGAGGAAAGCAUCAAGGACAGUGGACCUAUCGCCGAGGGAGACGAGGAUUCUGGCGUGGGAACAGCCCAGAAGGCCCUGGCGGCCGCGGGGCCCUCUGGGUCUCAGCCUGGGUCGUGCGUCUCCUGCACUCGCCCGCUGGCCAGAAACGACUCAAGACACAGCGAGUAAUGACUCCGCCCCGAAGCCCGUGCCAACUUCCAACGUCAAAGUAGUGACGUUGUCUCCAUUACAUGUCCGUGUAUUAAUGUACUUGUCCCACAAAGGGCCUUAGUUCAUUUACUUUACUAGUUCCAACCCCUUCCACCUCCGUCGUGCAAAUUUGCUGCUUGCAGUUCUGUGCCGUAAAGAGCUUACAAUCCGCAUACGCUACCCGGCUCUUUCUGGCAAUUGGCCGUGUCGUUUCAGUGUCGGUUCCACGCUUCGCCCAAAAGCAGUACAAUAAAAGUGCGCGUUCACUGUCACCACACUCACUUUUUUUUUUCUUCACUGUAGCGCCUCGAGUGAAAAUGUUCGACGUUUCGACAGUUGUGACUGGACUGCUUGCCUCAGUUGAGACAGCGGUCUUCGCUUAAGACCGGUUUUCUGAGGGGUUGGAAUUGAUCGCUAUUAAAAAUGGCACCAGUUGCGGCUGGACUGCUUGCUCUCGUUGGGUAUGGUCUAAUGAUUAAUGGCUGGCUGUAGUUAUCAUCUAAAUCCAUCAUGCUUAGGGAGUGAAAUUCUGCCUGUGCUUUUAAUAAGUAGUUUCGCGUCGUUAUGCAGCACUGCCGCAUUAUUAGUGCAAUCAGGUAGAAAUUAGGCUCGCAUAACAGCGAUAAAAUCAGUCGACAAGAGUCAGCGUAACACGGAAGUUUGAUGCGACCAACUGGUCUCGUACUAAGUUAGCUGAUUCCAGCUAGAGAUUAGCUGAGAUCAAUAAUGCUGGCUAUUUUCAUUUCAGUUCUAAGUUGAACCGGAUAAACUUUAAAAGGUCCAGCAGAAACCAGAUUUAAUUCCGACUGGCCGCAGCAAAAUCUUAAUUCGCUUGGGGCGCAGCUGAAAAAUGCUAAUUUGUCGUGUGUAAGUCAAUGUAAAUGUACUAGUACUUAGAGCCAGUAAAUGCAAUCACGUACACUGGCAAAUUGCAUGUUGCAAUGUACUUCAAUCCUCCAGCUUACUUCCACUUACAUCAGCACGGCGAUCGUUAUUUCAUUUGCCAUGAGAGCCCGCGAAUAUACCGUAGCCUGUCGUGCUUUGUUAUUAACCUGUGGAUAAUAGAAAGACACACCCGUCGAGCUGAAGCGAACAAUCUGCCUGUGUAUCGGAUAUUUGUUGUUGACACAAAUGUUAA
Messenger RNA from Dermacentor silvarum, 3199 nucleotides. RefSeq names its product histidine decarboxylase (gene Hdc). Gene Ontology annotation, molecular function: histidine decarboxylase activity; pyridoxal phosphate binding. The record is from RefSeq and is a predicted model, not a curated record. Gene Ontology annotation, biological process: L-histidine catabolic process; histamine biosynthetic process. Bases 94 to 2040 code for a protein of 648 amino acids. NCBI's taxonomy places the organism in Eukaryota, Metazoa, Arthropoda, Arachnida, Ixodida, Ixodidae. The transcript has 16 exons.